Messenger RNA from Rhodofomes roseus, 1896 nucleotides. RefSeq lists its product as uncharacterized. The record is from RefSeq and is a predicted model, not a curated record. Lineage: Eukaryota; Fungi; Basidiomycota; Agaricomycetes; Polyporales; Fomitopsidaceae. Gene Ontology annotation, molecular function: protein binding. The transcript has 4 exons. Bases 1 to 1896 code for a protein of 631 amino acids.
AUGAGCGAUGAGCCACCGACACGCAAGCGGCCGCGAACCGACUCGCAGUCCAGCGCUGCCAGUUCGCGCUCGGAUUCGUCGAAGGAGCCCUUCAGCCGAGACGAUAGGUUCUGGUACGCGGACGGAGACAUCGUAGUCAUUGCGGAGAAUGUUGGAUUCCGUGUCUACAAAGGUCUGCUCGCCACGCACUCCGACGUCUUCCGCGACAUGUUCAGCCUCCCUCAGCCGGGUCUGGACGCUGUGGAGGACUGUCCCGUAGUUCAUGUCACAGACACUGCAGCGGAGAUAUCCUCAAUGCUAUCGGUACUUCUUCCUACGCAGUACACCCAUCGAUGGUAUCUUCACAGGUUCCGGAAACUUCCCUUGUCUGCUUUCGACGACCUCGCUAAUUGCACUCGACUCGCGCACAAGUAUGGCAUGAAGCAGCUCCUUGAAGAGUCUCUGACAGAGCUCGAAGACUACUUCCCAUCCACACUGGCUUCACGGGACUGCCGAGAUCAAUAUCGCUAUGCUGACAUGUGGCGAGCCAUCGCGGGGGUCAACCUCGCACGUCUCACAAACACGCCGUCAAUGCUUCCCGCCGCCUUCUACCUCUGCUGCCAGUUGACUGCCGAGGAGCUCAUGGAGGGGCACACUCGCUCGGACGGCACCAAAGAUACUCUGAGCCCAGAGGACCUACGGCGAUGUCUUGAUGCGAGGGCCAAGCUGUGCACGCUGUUUGUGACAUCUACGCUCGGAGAGACGUUCAAUCAUAUCCGCAAAAACGACAAAUGCUCGACACACUCACGCUGCAACACCGUUAUCCACUCCAUUCUGUCAGAUUAUCUCGUACUCGAUGCGGGUGAUAGCGAAGCCCUACACUCAUGGAUCAGCGCCAUACACGCCCAUUCCUACAAGAGGAGACCGAAGCCCGCGCAUCCCCUCUGUUCUGCAUGCAUCAAGCAAUUGGUACAAAGAGAGGAAGAUAGGCGCGAGCGACUCUGGGCCGGACUUCCGCAGUUCCGCGACGGAGAAUUCUGGUUAGAGGAUGGAAACAUCGUGGUCAUUGCGGAGAACGUUGGGUUUCGCGUCUACAAAGGCCUGCUCUCCACGCACUCCGACGUCUUCCGUGACAUGUUCAGCCUGCCUCAACCGGGUCUGGACGCCGUGGACGACUGUCCCGUAGUUCAUGUCACAGAUACGGCAGCGGAGCUUCGUUCACUGCUAUCGGUACUUCUUCCUACGCAGUUUCUGGAACUUCCCUUGUCUGCUUUCGAAGACCUCGCUAAUUGCACUCGACUCGCGCACAAGUAUGGCAUGAAGCAACUCCUUUGGGAUUCCCUGGAAGACCUCAAGGACCACUUCCCAUCCACAUUGAUUUCAUGGGACAUCCGUGAGGGAUUCAAAGAUGAUGACACCCAUCCCAUCGUGGCGGUCAACCUCGCACGUCUCACCAACACGCUGUCGGUACUUCCCGCCGCCCUCUACCUCUGCUGCCAGUUGACUGCUAAGGAGCUCCAGGAGGGGCACGCUCGCUUGGACGGUACUCAGGAUUCUCUGAGUCCAGAAGACUUAGAGCGGUGUCUCAACGCGAGGGCCAAGCUCUGCACUCUGUUUAUGAUCACUACGCUCAGAGACACGUUCAAUCCUAUCGGCACAGAUGGCGAAUGCGCAACAAAAUCGCGCUGCAACACCUCUAUCCACUCCAUUCUGUCAGUUGAUAUUGCAGCCUGCAUUGACGGGGGGGAAGGCGAUGCCCUACGUUCGUGGAUCACAACCAUACGCAAGUAUUCCUCCAAGAAGACGCCGAAACCCGCGUAUCCCCUCUGUUCGGCGUGUAUCAAAACAUUGGUAGAAAGAGAGGGAAAUAGGCGCCAGCGAAUUUGGGCGGGACUUCCGAAGUUGUUUGGGUUGUAG